Acanthopagrus latus (yellowfin seabream) is the source of this 1641-nucleotide messenger RNA. RefSeq names its product methionine sulfoxide reductase B1b (gene msrb1b). The transcript has 4 exons. Gene Ontology annotation, molecular function: peptide-methionine (R)-S-oxide reductase activity. The record is from RefSeq and is a predicted model, not a curated record. Lineage: Eukaryota; Metazoa; Chordata; Actinopteri; Spariformes; Sparidae.
CACAAACAGACCGGUCAUAUAUAUGUUAUUUUGUUUUUUUUUUUUAGUAGUUUUAGUUUUUUAGUUAAAGUUAAAUGACCCUAUUAUGGUGUUUCUAACCUUAAAGUGGAAGUGUGACCCCUGUAUAUUAAAGGGGCAGUAUGUAAAGACUGGCCUCCUGUCAGAUGCAAAACAAAUACCAGGCAGCAAAUCACCAGAGUAGCUGCUGCUAACUGUAGCUGCCCUUAGCUAGCUAGCUCAGUUAGCCGUGUAGCUACCGGUGCAGACUUGGAGGGCAUACACUGGAGCUUUUGACCGAGAGCAGGCGAGGCUUGCUGGUAUGUACGUGUGCUCCCAGUGCAGCCACCCGCUGUUCUCCAGCCGGUCCAAGUUCCCCCACUCAUCUCCUUGGCCGGCUUUCACCGACACCAUCCGGGAGGACAGCGUCACCAAGAUGAUGGAGUCUCUAACCGCCUUCAAGGUUCUGUGUGGCAAGUGUGGGAACGGUCUGGGCCACGAGUUUGUGAAUGACGGCCCACAGGAGGGAGUCUCUCGUUUCUGAAUAUUCAGCCACUCGCUCAAGUUUGUCCCCAGCAAAGGCAACGACAAGCAAUAAAGAGCGAGGUCUGAGUUUCCCCUCCAGCUGCUGUAUCUGCUGCUCGGUCCAGGAUCGGUGACCAGGUCCGGUCAGCGGGUGACGUGGACAGGAGAAAAAGCCCGAGAGGGACGACCUGUCCGCCGAAGAGUAUUUGACCGGCCUGUGACACAGUGACGGGACCACACACUGCAAAUAUUCCCAAAAAAGAAGUUACAUUCCUCAAAUACCUCAUAAAUACUACUCAUUAAAUACAUAUUAACUUUGAUUUGUUAUUAAUAUGAUGUCGCUUUUAAGAGAAGUAUCAGUAGACGCAUGCGAUUUUAGCAACAAAGCUGUUUUUAAGAAAUCAUGUAGCAGGUUUAUAAUGUUAUAUUUUUGACAUUAUAUUGCGUCAUUUACUUCUACAACUUCCCGAAGAUAAAUGUAAUCAUACUUCUAUGUUAUAUGCACUGAAGAAUCCAGAUUUCUCAUCAGGCUGUACUUUUGUAUACUUAUUUCACAAAUACGCAAUAGCAAAAGAAACACUGUUAAUCUGCCGCAUGACCCUGUUCUGUUAGUCACCGAAUGUAAGCCGGUUUACUUGAACCGAUAUGUUUUGCCUGUGCGAAAUCAUCAGUGACAGCGAAGUGGCGUCCCCAAGGAGGGUCUGGGGGGGUCAUGAGAAGUUUGUGUGUAUCAUGCUAAUCAUUUGAUGCUUUACAUUUCCAGUAAAUCAAUGAUUUAAAUAAGAUUAAAUGAGUAGCCACCCAGGUGGUUUUACACCAUCUGUUAGUAUCCAACCCUGGCUUUUUUGUAGCCACCCCAACAUUUUCAGUGACCACCUCUAGCCCUCUAAUUAAAAAAAAAUAAUAAUAAUAAUAAAAUAAAAUAAAACGGUUUAAAGGUUUUUGGGGGCGCCCCGUCUCUCAGAGCUCUUGUGUUUUUGUAUUUUACUUUGAAAAACUCACAUCGACAUCUAAGUUGAGUAUGAUAAAAGGAUAGGUUGUGUUUAUCCUCCACUGUCAGUGUAUUCAUAUGGAGAAACAAUAACGAUACCAGAAAUAAAUUAUAGUUUGAUAGAUUUA